CGCCCACUGAAUAGGCUCUAUGAGCUACACAGUGACAGUCAGCUCUCCGUCUGAAUACCUGCAGUGUCGUAGGGGCUCACGGGGACAUUAUGCUGCUUUAGCUCCACCAGACGCCUCCGAUUUAUCGCGUAUAGAUGUGGGUUGUGCCAGAGUCUGACAUUUUCACGAUGGGAUUGUGGUCAAUCAGCAUUGGAGCUCUUAGUGCAGCAGUGGCUGGGAUCAUUCUGGCCAACACAGACUAUUUCCUGCCUACGACGGAAAAGGCUAACUUGGAAUAUUUAGAAGACGCGGAGCUGAAGUCUAUAGAAGAUGAGUCAAAGAAGUGCAAAGCAAAAGACCUCUGGGAAAAGAAUGGAGCAGUGAUAAUGGCAGUGCGUAGGCCUGGAUGUUUUCUAUGCAGAGAGGAGGCCUCAGAGCUGUCUCAACUUAAGCCUGAGCUUGACCAGCUAGGAGUGCCACUCUAUGGUGUGGUGAAGGAGAAGAUUGGGACUGAAAUCGAAGCGUUCCAACCUUACUUUAAAGGAGACCUUUUUCUUGAUGAAAAGAAACGCUUUUAUGGACCCCAGAAAAGGAAAAUGAUGUACCUGGGAUUCAUACGUUUGGGAGUAUGGCAGAAUUUCCGCCGAGCCUGGAAAGCAGGCUAUGAUGGAAACCUUGAAGGAGAAGGCUUUAUUCUCGGUGGGGUCUUUGUGAUUGGCUCUGGAAACCAGGGAAUUCUUCUUGAGCAUCGUGAGAAGGAAUUUGGAGAUAAAGCAAAUUUGACGGCUGUUCUUGAAGCUGCUAAAAAAAUAAAGAGGAAGAAUGAAGUCCAUUAAAGUUGCAGAUAGUUUUCCACAUAAAGUAGUGUGUCGGCAUAUUACAAUUAAUAUGAGAUUCUAUGGGUGAUAUUCAUUUUUAGCUGUUAAAUGGAGCUUAUUUAUUGUUCUGAUGAUGGAAGCAAUGUUGGGGUUUUAGCCAUGAUUGUGCAUAAGACAAACUGAGGGAUGCAAAGUGCAAAGGAAAAGAAGAGGAGUUGAUGGUAACAAUCAAUUUGAUUGCCUCUUUCAUUUUCAGAAGGAGCACUGAAGUUGGAAUCUGGCUUCUCUAGGCAGCUGCUCUACUUUUCCAUUGCACAGCAUUUUAAAGGGGUUUUCCCAUCUCAGACAAUGGGGACAUAUCGCUAGGAUAUGAAUACUUUGUCUGAUAGGUGUGGGUCCCACCUCUAGGACCCACACCUAUCUCGUAAACACAGCCGGUAAAGUGAGGGAGGGUGCACCGCGCAUGCGCAGCUGCCCUCCAUUCAUUUCUAUGGGGCUGCCGAAAAUAGACGAGCGCUGACUCGGCUAUUUCAGUCGACCCCAUAGAAGUGAAUGGAAGCGGUAGCCACACAAGAGCAGUGCACUCCCAUUCAUUUCUAUGGGGGAUGCCGAAAGAAGCCAAGCAUGCUGCUCGUCUAUUUUCAGCAGGCCAAUAGGAAAGCUUGGCGUUGGCCAGACCCAGCACUGCCAGCCACCACUUUGCCGGCUUUGUUUUCAGUUCAUUUACAAGAUAGGUUUGGGUCCCACCACUGGGAACCGCACCUAUCAGACAAUGGGGGAAUAUUCUGACGAUAUGUCCCCAUUGUCUGAGAUGGGAAUAUCCCUUUAAUAAACCUGUCUACAAAUACUUCCAGCUUAUAUCUUCCUUUUCCCUGUCCCUACAGUGUUGUCUUAGUUUUGAACACAAUAUGUGGUUCAAUUUUUUUUGUUUAUUAAUUCUACUUCAUUUUGAACAGUUUGGUUAAUAUUUCUAUGCAAUUAUUUGUUUCUAAUAUCACUUCAGAUACAAUAAAGAUUUUUACCUCUUUUUA
Molecule: messenger RNA, 1828 nt
Organism: Bufo gargarizans (Asiatic toad)
Lineage: Eukaryota; Metazoa; Chordata; Amphibia; Anura; Bufonidae
Gene: PRXL2A
Product: peroxiredoxin like 2A
Exons: 6
Coding region: 135-815 (226 amino acids)
Source: RefSeq, a predicted model, not a curated record